Messenger RNA from Fonsecaea monophora, 1239 nucleotides. RefSeq lists its product as hypothetical. The transcript has a single exon. Lineage: Eukaryota; Fungi; Ascomycota; Eurotiomycetes; Chaetothyriales; Herpotrichiellaceae. The coding region runs from base 1 to 1239 and encodes 412 amino acids. Gene Ontology annotation, molecular function: dioxygenase activity. The record is from RefSeq and is a predicted model, not a curated record.
AUGGCCACCUCCAUCAUGUCACCCCAGCCCGUUCCGGAGGCUCUGCCCCAGAACCCCUCGGGCCUGAGCAUCCUCGAAGAAGUCGAGGCCGCGCAAGAACAUCUCCGCAGUCGCCUCGCGGGGGCUCUCGCUGGUCCUCCACCUUUGGCUACGGCGCUCGAGUCCCUGCCGACGGUGCCUCUGAUCGACAUCGGCCCGUCGUUCGCCGACGACAAGUCCCUGCGCCGGGCAGUGGCGAAGCAGAUCCGCGAGGCGUGCGUGACGACGGGCUUCUUCCAGAUCAGCAACCACGGCGUGUCGGCCGAGGCGAUGACCGGCGUGUUGAGCCAGGCAGAGCGGUUCUUCCACCAGCUUACCCCGGAGAAAAAGGAUAAGUUGCACAUGAGGCACUCGCCGCUGUUCCGCGGGUAUGAGCCCCACGACUACACGUACGUGAACCCGGACGACAUGGCGGUCGGAAGUGGCGGCGGCGGCGACGACUCGACGACGACGACCACAACGCAGGAACAGUCCGAGCCGGAGACCAAGGAAGGCUUCAACUGGGGGUACGAAGAGCGGCUGGACCCGACGGGCGGCGACGGGAAAUACGUCGAGCUGGACGGACAGUCGCCGGCGUCGACGGGCCAGGGCAACAUCUGGCCCGACGAGGAGGACCUGCCGGGGUUCUACGACGCCAUCCGCCUCUACUACGGCCAGGUGCUCCAGCUGGCGCGACACCUGUUCCGGCUCUUCGCCCUGUCGCUCGGCCUGGAGGAGGAGUACUUUGACGCCGUCAUGACGCACCCGGGCGGGAUUGCCAGGCUGCUGUACUACGCCGGGCAGCCUGCUGUCGCGCGCAACGACCAAGGGAGCAAGCUCGGCCUCGGCGCCCACACCGACUACGAGUGCUUCACGCUGCUCCUAUCCUCGACGAACCCAGGCCUGGAGAUCCUGUUCCCGCCCUCGCCACUGACGGAAAACCGCCCCGUCUGGCUUCCCUGCCCCGUUCGCCCGGGCACCCUGACCGUCAACGUGGCCGACUUCCUCAUGCGCUGGACAAACGGCCUGUACAAGUCGACCGUGCACCGCGUCGUGAGUAAACCCGGCACCGGCGAGAGGUACUCGGUGCCGUUCUUCUUCAGCAUCAACUACGACGCAGAGGUCGUGCCCCUGCCGGAGAGUGUGGUCGGGACGAGCAAGUGGCGCCCCGUCAAGGCGGGGGAGUACAUCCUCGAGAGGUUGCGGGCGACUACUGCAUAG